GGAGCGGGAGGGGCAAGCAGUUUACGAGGAGUGCGAAGCAGCGCCGGCGGCAACGGGCUGAGCGCAAGCGCUCUGGGGGAAUGAGCCUCCAGCAACAGCAGAGUAAGUGAGACAGAGCAGCGAGCGCAUUACCACGGCCACUUCACUCUCUCCACUCACCUCCUCUGUCCCCGCGUGAACAUCUGUCCGAACUGGCAUUCCCAUCGAUACACCUUUCCACGUAACGACUAUCGAUCCUACAAAUAGCAACAGCUGGCAGUAACUGACCAUGUCUCGGCGAAAACAGAGAAACCCCAGGCAAAUCAAACGACCACUGGAAGACACAGUUGAAGAUGAUGAGGAAGAAUGUUUGUCUGAAGAAAAUGAUGCAAUUAAUGGAGGAGACUACACACAGGAAGAAAACUUCUCAGCGGAGUAUGGGUCAGAACAUCUCAGCUGUGAAGAAACAGAAUAUUACUGUGAUAAAGGCAAAGGUCGCAUGCAACCGCCACCUGUCAGGGCAGACAGGAGGGGGGCCCUCUCAGGCUACGAGACUGACCAGUCUGGAGGAGAGGGUCCUCUUCCUCAUGGACAGCCGAGCUCCAUGCCCCAGUGUCAGCAGAGCAAGUUAAGAAUCUGCCUGGUGAUGAAGAUGGCAGUCAGGAAACAGCAGAAUCAGAUGGAGAAAAGCCAGGCCAGUCUAAUUUGGAGCUGGAAGACUGGAAUGGACCAGAAGACAAAAACAGCUGUCCCUAUAGUGGUGCAUGCUGGUCCCAAGUGGCUGAUGGAUGUGACUUGGCGAGGAACAGAUGACAACAACAACAACUGUGUUGUGUACAGCAAAGGUGGCCAGCUUUGGUGUACAAUGACAAAAAUGCUCUUGGAAGGAGAGGAACUGGUUGCAUUUGCUGUGGAAUUUGACUCAAGGCUGCAAGCUGUCAGCCAAAUGGCCAUCACAGAGGGCAUGUAUCCAGCACGCCUCCUGGAUACAAUACAGCUGCUUCCUCAACAAGCAGCCAUGGCAUCCAUUUUACCUACUGCAAUCGUCAACAAAGACAUCUUUCCAUGCAAAUCAUGUGGAAUUUGGUACCGCAGUGAACGGAACCUACAAGCUCAUCUCAUGUACUACUGCAGUGGGAGACAAAGGGAAGCAUCUUCACUACCAGAAGAGAAAGAAGCUGGUCCUCUUCAGCAACCAUGUGUCUGCUCUUACCCACAAUGUAACAAAAGCUUCCCCAGUGCUAGAGCACUUGAAAUUCACAUGAAUUCACACAGUGGUCUGAAAUUUGAAGACUGUCUUUCUGCUGGUGCCAGCCUGAAGUGUACCAUCUGUGAGUAUAUGGCAGACAAUGUGCUGAGUUUCCAACACCAUGUACUCACUCACCUCACACCAGCUGCCUUCAAAUGCAAUCAUUGCCACUUUGGUUUCCAAAGCCACAGGAAGCUUUUGCAACACCAGGAGCUUCAUCACAGUCAGAGCAGGAAGCUGCAAAGGGAAGGUGAAAAUGAACACUCACUGUUCGACAAUGAGGACACUUUUCAGUCGAUAGCAGCAGAUGCAGCAAGCAGACAGGAAGUUCCGCCGAGUCCAGGGGUCAGCCAGAAUAAGGAAAUGUGCUCUGACACUGAGGGAGAAAAGAUUGAGAAAAAUGUACAGUUGGGUGUAACACAUCAGAAGAAUGAAGCUCAGCCAGCAGGAAACAGACAGAACUUUCCUUUUGCCAGAAUCAAAUCAGAGCCAUCCAGCCCACGACUCGCUUCCUCUCCAAUUCAACCUAACAUAGGAUCCACUGUCCCAAUGGGCCCCUUUCUUUCUCAGUUUGCUCUUUCCCAGGAUAUUUCCAUGGUUCCUCAAGCUUCAGAAAUCCUGGCUAAAAUGUCUGAACUGGUACACCGCAGGUUAAGACAAGGAGGAAGCAACUAUCCACCUGUCAUUUACAGCCCUCUUGUACCAAAAGGGGCCAUUUGCUUUGAAUGCAAUAUCACAUUCAAUAACUUGGAUAAUUAUUUGAUCCACAAGAAACACUACUGUAGUACACGAUGGCAACAUGUAGUCAAGUCCCCAGACUUUGCCAAUACUAAUGAGAAGAUGCCAGAGACAAUAAGUCCCAGCAGUGGACCCAGCCCCAUUAGCAUUCAUAGCGCCCUUUGUAACCCACCCAAUCCUGAAAAUCCACUUCUUCAGUCAACCAGCGUCAACUCCUCUGUAGUCCUAGAUGUAGCAGGGCCUGAUGGAAAAAGUUCAGACAAAGAUCAUUCCAUGCAGUUGAAGAAAGAGCCAUCCACCAGCAGCAAUGAUGAACAACACGAUGGAAAAUCAAAGGAUGUGAAGAGUCCCAGCACUCCCAUAUUGGAAACAGCUAAUGAUCCAAAUAAGACUACUUGUGAAGCCUGCAAUAUAACUUUCAGCAGGCAUGAAACAUAUGCUGUGCACAAGCAGUACUACUGCGCCUCACGACAUGAUCCACCAAUGAAGCGAAUGGCAGCGAAUAAAGUACCAGCAAUGCAAAGGACCAUACGUAGUCGCAAGCGGCGGAAGAUGUACGAGAUGUCACUCCCAGAACAGGAGCAAAGAUCACAGCUGGUCCAACAAGCUUUCUUUAGCGUAUCAGCCAUGGGUAGCCCUGGAACAUCUUCUCAGGAAUCACUGGAGAAUCUAGGUGAAAACUCCCACCGGAGGUGUGAAAUGUUUCUUGGAAAGCAAAUGGAGUCCUCUGUCUCAGGAGCUAGAAACCUUACUUCUGCCAAGUGUAGUGCGUCACAGUCAGUUGUUGCCAGUAUGGACCUAGAUCUUCCUAUGGAUUUAAGCAAAAAGUGUUCACCUCAAACUGAGAAAGCAAGCUGUUCUCCUAAGAGACUUUUGGACUAUCACGAAUGUACUGUGUGCAAGAUUAGUUUUAACAAAGUAGAGAGUUACCUUGCACACAAGCAAAAUUUUUGCCCAGGUACGGGUGUCCCCCGUGCAGAAGCGGGCCAUUUAGAGCAAUCAAAAUUUCAUGAGCUGCAAAAAGAAAGUGCUUUAGUGAAAACUGAAACUGUCAGCCCUGAAGUCAGCAAUGAAAGAAAUACAGUGAAAUGUGAGAAAAAUGAAAAUUCUAAACUGGUCUCCCCCAAUGGAAAUAUAUUUCCCACACAGUUAGGACCCCUCUAUGGGCUGAAAACUUUCAGUGAGGCAGCUCAGCUCACUUCUGCUAAAGAAGAAAACAAGAAUGUGGUUUAUCCACAUUGCCUUUAUCCUGGAGCAAUAAAAAAAAUGACAGGGACUGAGCAACUAUCUCCAUAUUAUGGGAUUAAGCCGACUGACUACAUCUCAGGAGCUGUUUUCAUACGAAGUGAAAUAGAUGAGCUGGUGCAAUCCACACGCGAUAGAAGUGAUCCUCCUGAAGACCAGCCCGUUUCCAAUGGAUGUUCCUCUCAGAAGAAGGAACCUGUUCCGUUGAUACCUAAGAGCAGGGGAAUGACGACAGUCAAUGGGGGAACAAAACAAGAUGAAAGAUCUUUCUCAAGCAACCCACAUCAGGAUAACUUAUCCCAGAGUUCCCAGCAAGCAGAUGGCCAUGAAUCUCCUUCUUGGGUAUCUGAGUGUCCUGUCAUUCCAAAUGAAAACCCAUCACCCACAGCUAAAGCUUUGUUAGAAGAGCAAUUAGUUCACACUCCAAAAAGCAUUGGUGGUUCUGUCCAGCCCACAAAUAGCGGGAAAUACUGUCGUCUCUGUGACAUUCAAUUUAAUAACUUGUCUAACUUUAUAACCCACAAGAAGUUCUACUGCUCAUCACAUGCUGCAGAGCAUGUCAAAUGAAAGUUGCUGUCAUGCACUGCUCCUGUUUGUAGUAUAGUGUUGGUCAUGCACAGUUUGUAUAAAAAUGUGAAAAGAAUUUUAAAAAAAAUGCUGCUUGAUUUACAUCAGAACAGUUACACCAGGACAAUCAAGGGAUGGCUGUGUAGUUCAAUAGCUUGAGGCUAGUCUGUCAUUUCAUAAAGCAGUUCAUAAGUCUUGAUAUUAAUGUGAAAUGCCAGUACUAUUUUUCACCAGAAUUAAUUUAUUUUCCAAGCAGUAUUCAUAGCUGUAGUUAAAUUUCAAUUUUAUUUAAAGUUUAUACUAAAAUUGUUUUUAACAUUGUAUAGUUAUUCUUGUGCACUGUAGAGAGAGUCUGAGUCACAUACAUAGAGACAGCAUUUGUAGGUUAACUGGUGAGGUAAAGCACUUGUGUAUUCGAAUAUCCCUGUAUUUGUUGCAAUUUUCCUGUACGUGCCAGAAUAUAAGUUGCUUUAUUUUGAGACUGCAAACAUCAGAACAUGUGAAGGACUUCAAAACUACUAAAGAGGCAUACAAAUUUCAUUUCAUAUUUAAUAUAACAUUUUCAGUCCUAAAUUGCAGCUUAUAUAUCAGCAUAUACAGUAAUCAGUAGGCUUUGCUUAAGAUGAAAAAUAUGUAGCAGUUUGUUCCUAUCCACUUUCUUAAACUGAGGUAUGUAUGUUUUAUUGAAGUUGUUAACAUUCUUGUAUCUGUACUGUACUUUCCUUUGCUGACGCUUUUGUCUCACUUUUGAAACAUUUGCUGUAAAAUGCAAAAUUUAAUAUGAACAACAUUACUGGAAGCAGUAUUGAACAGUGGUUGAAACCCUUCUGCUGUAUUUUAUUGAAAAUAUAAUUAGUAGUUGCAGUUGCUGUUGCAAAAGUCAUUUUGGGACAAUGAAAUCUGAAUAAUAGAGUACCAAUACUGCAACUGGUGAUAAAACGAAUAUUGUUCUACUUCUGAUAGAAAUUAUUUCUCAACAAUGUUGUUACUAUGCAUGUAUAUGUAUGGAAUAAAAAUUCCAUAAAGCAAGAGAA
Molecule: messenger RNA, 4812 nt
Organism: Pristis pectinata (smalltooth sawfish)
Lineage: Eukaryota; Metazoa; Chordata; Chondrichthyes; Rhinopristiformes; Pristidae
Gene: zfpm2a
Product: zinc finger protein, FOG family member 2a
Exons: 8
Coding region: 269-3778 (1169 amino acids)
Biological process (GO): positive regulation of transcription by RNA polymerase II; cell differentiation; heart development
Cellular component (GO): nucleus
Molecular function (GO): RNA polymerase II-specific DNA-binding transcription factor binding
Source: RefSeq, a predicted model, not a curated record